Messenger RNA from Saprolegnia parasitica CBS 223.65, 3009 nucleotides. RefSeq lists its product as hypothetical. Gene Ontology annotation, molecular function: structural molecule activity; protein binding. NCBI's taxonomy places the organism in Eukaryota, Oomycota, Saprolegniomycetes, Saprolegniales, Saprolegniaceae. Gene Ontology annotation, cellular component: COPI vesicle coat. Bases 1 to 3009 code for a protein of 1002 amino acids. Gene Ontology annotation, biological process: retrograde vesicle-mediated transport, Golgi to endoplasmic reticulum; intracellular protein transport; endoplasmic reticulum to Golgi vesicle-mediated transport. The transcript has 3 exons. The record is from RefSeq and is a predicted model, not a curated record.
AUGUUGACCAAGUUCGAGUCCAAGAGCAACCGGGUGAAGGGCCUGUGCUUCCACCCGUCGCGCCCAUGGGUGCUCACGUCGCUCCAUAAUGGUGUUAUCCAGCUCUGGGACUUCCGCAUGGGCACGCUCAUCGACCGCUUCGACGAGCAUGAUGGGCCCGUGCGCUCGGUGGACUUCCACAAGAGCCAGCCGCUCUUCGUCUCGGGCGGCGACGACUACAAGAUCAAGGUCUGGGACUACAAGCUGCGACGCUGCCUCUUUACGCUGCUGGGGCACCUCGACUACAUCCGCACGGUGCAGUUCCACCACGAGUACCCGUGGAUCGUGUCGUGCUCGGACGACCAAACCAUUCGCAUCUGGAACUGGCAGUCGCGCUCGUGCGUCUCGGUCUUGACGGGCCACAACCACUACGUCAUGAGCUGCAUGUUCCAUCCGAAGGAAGACCUUAUCGUGUCGGCGUCGCUCGAUCAAGCGACGGUGCGUGGCGCGCCGUCGACGAUGGAAGACUCGCUGCCGCCGGGUGUUGGCGGCCGUUCGGGCGCCGAUCUCUUUGGCGCGAGCGACGCUGUUGUCAAGUAUGUCCUUGAAGGCCAUGACCGCGGCGUGAACUGGGCGAGCUUCCACCCGACGCUGCCGCUCAUCGUGUCGGGCUCGGACGACCGUCAGGUGAAGCUCUGGCGUAUGAACGACACCAAGGCGUGGGAAGUCGACACGAUGCGCGGGCACACCAACAACGUGUCCUGUGUCAUCUUCCACCCGCGCCACGAGCUCAUCAUCUCCAACUCGGAAGAUCGCAGCAUUCGCGUCUGGGACAUCGCAAAGCGCAUGGGUCUGCAGACGUUCCGUCGCGAGAACGAUCGGUUCUGGAUGCUCCAGGCGCACCCGACGCAGAACCUUCUCGCCGCCGGCCACGACUCGGGCAUGAUUGUCUUCAAGCUCGAGCGCGAGCGUCCGGCCAUGGACUUUGUCGACGGCGGCGUGCUCUACGUCAAGGACCGCUACGUGCGUCGGUACAAGUUUGCGGACGGCAGCGACAACCCGGUCGCGACCUUGCGUCGGUCGGGCUCGGGCUUGCAGAUGGGCCAGCAGCCCCGCUACAUGCACUACAACCCGUUUGACCCGCCGAGCGCGACGUCCAACUCGGUGCUUCUCUGCAGCGACGCCGAGGGCGGGUCGUACGACCUCGUGACGUUUACGCCGUCCAACAACGACGUCUCGGACUCGUCCCGGGGCACGGCCUUGUUUGCGGUCUUCGUGGCCCGCCAGCGGUUUGCGGUCCUCGACAAGUCGCGCCACCUCGUCAUCAAGAACAUGCAAAACGAGAUUGUCAAGAAGAUUACGCCGCCGUCGGGGACGACCGACGGCCUCUUUCCUGGCGGGACCGUCGGCCGCGUCCUCCUCCGCAUCGACGACAAGAUGGUGCUCUACGACACGGACAGCCGCCGCGUGCUCGCGGACCUCGUCGCGCCGCGCGUCAAGUACGUGAUCUGGUCGCCCAACGGCGAGUACGUGGCGCUCUUGAGCAAGCACUCGGUGUACAUUGCCGACAAGAGCUUCAAGCACCUCUGCACGGUCACGGAGCUUGUCAAGGUCAAGAGCGGCGUGUGGGGCAACGACGUGUUUGUCUACACGACGCAAAACCACAUCAAGUACGCGCUCCCGAACGGCGACUCGGGGCUCAUUCGGUCGCUCGACGUGCCCGUGUACCUCACGCGCCUCGAGGACUCGAAGCUCUACUGCCUCGACCGCGACGCCAAGAUGCGUAUCCUCUCGAUCGACCUCACCGAGUGCGAGUUCAAGCUCGCGCUCGCGGCCAAGCAGUUUACGACCGUCAUGCGCAUGGUCAAGCACUCGCGCCUCUGCGGCCAGGCCAUCAUUACGUAUUUGACGCAAAAGGGGUACCCCGAGGUCGCCUUGCACUUUGUCAACGACGAGAAGACGCGCUUCAAGCUCGCGAUCUCGUGCGGCAACUUGGAAGUCGCGCUCAACUCGGCGUACGAGCUCGACGACGCCAACUGCUGGCACCAGCUCGGGGUCGAGGCGCUGCGCCAGGGCAACAUCUCGGUCGUCGAGAUGGCGUACCAGCGCACGAAGAACUUUGAGCUCCCAACGCAGUGGAUUCGCGCGUCGUCGAUCGCGGCCGAGCACGUGGCCGCCGGGUCGUUUGACACGGCCAUGCAGCUGCUCCACCGGCAGAUUGGCGUUGUCAACUUUGCGCCACUGCAGCCGCUCUUUAUGAGCCUGUACGCCGGUGCAUCGGGCGUGGUGCCGACGCAGGCGUCGUCGGCGUCGCUCAAGACGUACUUGCAGCGGUCGGCGGCGCACGAGCCCGCGAUCACGACGUCGGUGCACCACCUCGUGAGCAUGCUCAAGGAGGCGUACCGCGCGUUCAGCGGCGCCAAGUUUGACGACGUCGAGGGUGCGUGCCGUUCGAUUCUGCACCACAUUCCGCUCUUGUCGGUCGACAGUAAGGAGCAGGCGGCGCAGGUGAAGGAGCUCGCGGUCAUUUGCCGCGAGUACGUGGUCGCGUGCCGUCUCCGCGCGGCGCUGACGAGCGUGCCGCUGGAAGCCGACCCGAAGCGCAACAUUGAGCUGAGCGCGUACUGGACGCACUGCCGGCUCCAGCCGUCGCACAUGAUGCUGACGCUCAAGAGCGCCAUGACGAACGCGUACAAGUGCAACAACUACAUUACGGCCGCGUCGUUUUGCCGCCGCCUCUUGGAAAUCCCCGAAGUCAACACGGAGAAGAACAUCAAGCUCGCGCAAACGGCCAAGAAGGUGCUGCAGAAGGCCGAGAAGGAAGCCCGCAACGAACACUCGGUCGACUAUAGCGACGCGCGCGGCUUUACGCUCUGCGCGCGGACGCUCACGCCGCUCUACAACGGCGACGGCGUCAAGUGCCCGUACUGCGCGUCGGCGUACGUGGCCGAGUGCGCCGGCAGCCUCUGCGACGUCUGCACCCUCUCCAAGAUUGGCGAAGAGACGCUCGGCCUCGUCGUCGCCAAGUAA